Molecule: messenger RNA, 1831 nt
Organism: Notolabrus celidotus (New Zealand spotty)
Lineage: Eukaryota; Metazoa; Chordata; Actinopteri; Labriformes; Labridae
Gene: meiob
Product: meiosis specific with OB-fold
Exons: 14
Coding region: 188-1579 (463 amino acids)
Biological process (GO): resolution of meiotic recombination intermediates
Molecular function (GO): single-stranded DNA binding; single-stranded DNA 3'-5' DNA exonuclease activity
Source: RefSeq, a predicted model, not a curated record
UAGGCAAAGAUGUAUAUCCUACUGUCAUUGAAGGCAGCAUUUGAGUCCCUCGGUAGCUCUCGCGUGCUGCUAGGACCUGUGGUCGCGUGCAACAGCUUUGCCGCUAAAACUUGACUGAAGCGAAGAAACCGAGCCAGAGUCUGUUAUCCCAGUAAAGACUGACCUAACAGAUGUGUUAUAAUUAGUAAUGGCUGCUCAGACCUUCAUAGCCAUCUCCGAGCUGCAUCCCAACUUCUCCCAUCCGAAGUUGGCAGGCAUCAUCAUUGGGAAAAGUGAUGUCAAAAGUUUUCCUGACAGAAAAAAUAUUGGUGAAGACAGAUACACAUUUAGCUUCACUGUGAAGGACUCAGCUGACUUCUUCAUAAACGUGACAGCCUGGGGACAUGAUGCGUACAUCAUUGGGCUCGCCAACAGCUUCAACGUUGGAGACUGUGUUGUCAUUGAAAAUCCUUUAGUCACCAACAAAGACCCAGAAAAGGGGGAUAGAUUCUGUCCUACAACACCAAGCCUCUACAGACUGAUUGUGUCAGAGGUUCACUCUCAGGUGCGUCUCUGUGCUGACAUGCCCACCAUCGACAGGCUGCUGCCUCUCAUCCACCUCCCUGUGAAGGACCCUGGAGACUUCUACUCUCUGGGGGACAUUGUGGCCAACGGGCAGAGUCUGGACGGCACAGUCAUAAACAUAUUGGCUGCUGUGAAGUCGAUCGGAGAGCUGAAGCAGUUCACCACUUCAGACGGACGCAGAGGGCAGAGGCUGGAAGUGAAGCUCUUUGACGACUCCGUCUCUUCCUUCCCUCUCGUUUGCUGGGACAGAGAGGCCAUUCAGCUCGUCCAGACGCUGAUACCGAAGGAGACGGUGCUCUUCGUAACUGACGCGAAGAUCAGCUUUGACAGUUUCCGCAACGGCAUGACAGCAACAGUUAACUCCAAAACCAUUAUCACUGUCAAUCCUGACACCAGAGAGGCCAGCCUGCUCUUCAGCUACGCCAAAGAAGCGGCUGAGUCUGGUGCUCUGGAUCAAGAUGAGAAACCUGAGGAUGUGCCAGUGGACUCCAUCACUGACGUGUACACAGUGAGCCAGCUCAAGCAGAAGGCCCAGGAAACUCCUGAGGCGUUCUUUGGCAUCACAUACAGCUUCAUCUCCAAGCUCGACCUUGACUCCUCUGUUUCCAAGGUCAUCAAGACACGCUGCUCCAGGUGUAAGUUUCAGGUGACCGAGGACACACAGAGCUGCACCAAUCAGCUGUGCCCAGGGAGGGAUCAGGUCUUUUCAGCCUCCACGGGCUUUGACCUCCUGGUGGACUUCACCGACCAUACAGGCACUCUGCACAGCUGUACCAUGAGAAGCCCUGUAGCAGAAAAAGCACUUGGCUGCUCGACAGAGGAGUUCACCAGCUUGACUGAUGAUGAGCGGACUGCAAUGAAGUGGAAGUUUCUAUUGGAGAGAUGCAAAAUAUAUGUCAAGAUACUGCCCUCCACUAAAACUAAGUCAUGGGUGAGGGGGGUUGUCCUGGCCUACUCACUGGCUGACCCAGGAGAGGUGAAACAGCACAUGUCCGCCCUGCUGCAGCCACUGUGAUCUGACAACACACUGACUGAGCAGAGAAGAGCAUGUUACAGUUGACAACUGUGUCUGCUGUGUGGUACUGUUCUGAUGAGUUAGUUUACUGUUCAUUGAUACAUGCUAGCUUUAUGUUUUCUCUACACUAUUUAUUUAUUUAUUAAUGAAUUUAUUUAUUUAUUUAUUUAACUUACUUGGUAAGAUAUAAACAUGCAUAUUAAAGAAACUGUUUGCUUUACUGCUUGAUGAAACUCAAAUAAACAAAAUUCU